AUGUUCGCAGCAUUUUUAACAGCUGCAACAUCAAUUAGUAUCAAAUACGGUGAUGUUGCUAAUGCUCUCGAGCUUGCUAAGACAGGACCAACAUUUAUGUUCGCCUGCUCAAGCGAUGAAUUUGAAUAUUCAACAAUUUCUCGCGCAUUCGUUCGCUCUGCCCAUCUUUCAACAGUUGAGGCAAACUACAUUGUUAUUGAUACUUCUAAAACACCAAAUGCUAAAGAACUUCUCGGCGUCAAAGAUUUUCCAUGCUUAGUCUAUGCUAAGAACGGCAAAGUUCUCCGCACUCAAUACCGUGGCUUUGAUGAAGACUUUAUUGUUGCCUUUAUCAACACAAACUUUAUUGAUCCAAUCGAAACAAUUAAGACAAAGGAGCACCUUGAAGAAUUCUACAAGACAACAGCAUGUGGCAUCAUUGUUGCCAAGGCUGAUGCUUCAGAUGAGAAGUAUCCACACAUUGCUGAUUUCUAUCGUGAAUAUUCCUUUGAAGUCAGUGUUGUUUAUGUUGAUCCAGCAGUUUUCGGCAAGGAAGGCUUCUUCCUCUAUCGUUACAUCGAUUCUGUUGUUCUUGAGCUCACAGAUCUCUCCAACUUGGAAACAUCCGAGAUCAUUUCAGAGGUCAACAAGAACACAUUCCCAGAAUUCCCAAAGGUUUCAUCCCAGAUCCUCAAUGCUUGGGAAUCCCAGAAGCAAAUGUAUGUUAUUCUCUUAUUAUCCAUGGACGAUUUCUAUCUCACACAGGAUCAGCUCGAUCUUAUCCACCAAAUCAAGGAACACGCUGGAGUUAACGUUACAUACAGCGAUAUCGAAAAUUCAGCUGUUGUUGGCAUGACAUACGGUCUUGUUGAUGUUCUUGACUCAUCAAUGGCUAUCAUCGAUGCUCGUGGCGAUCGCACAUUCAAGUACAUGCUCGGAAAGGAACUAACAGCUGAAAACGCUCUUGAACUUAUUAAUAAGGUUAAUGACGGUACAGCUACAAAGUUCUGGAAGUCAGAACUCGAGCCAUCCAUUGUCAAGGGUGAAGUCCAGCAAUUCUCUGCUAACACGCUCAUUCAAGCUGUCGAAGAUAAGAAGGAUCUCCUUCUCGCUAUUUACUUCUCCAACAAAGAACCAAUCCAACCAUACAUGGAAGCCACACAGGAUCUCGUUAAGAAAGAGACAGGCUUUGUCUACGGCAGAUUUUCAGUCGCUCUCAAUGAUUGGCCUCUCAAAAACCUCGGUGAUGAACUUCCUUUCCUCGUUGGCUUCAAGGGCGGAAAAAUAACAUAUGCUCAGAAACUCGGAGAGACAGCAGAAGUUGUCAAGAAGCAGAUCGAAGAAUAUAAGGCUGCUGACAAAGAGCUAUAA
Trichomonas vaginalis G3 is the source of this 1350-nucleotide messenger RNA. RefSeq names its product thioredoxin-like family. NCBI's taxonomy places the organism in Eukaryota, Parabasalia, Trichomonadida, Trichomonadidae. The transcript has a single exon. The record is from RefSeq and is a predicted model, not a curated record. Bases 1 to 1350 code for a protein of 449 amino acids.